AUGGAACGGCCACUAAGCACCGAGAAACAUCCUGGCAAUGCGUCCCCAGAAGCAGCACCUAUCCGAGAGCAACCAUCCGCCGACUACGAAGGACAACCCUCGACCUCGUACGAAGAAACAGAAAAGACCCGAUGGGAACGUCUAUGGCCAGUCAUUGCUUGCGGUGCUGGUCUCUUCAGUGAUGGAUACCUGAACGGUGUGAUUGGUUUUGUCUCUACAAUGCUUGGAAAGAUUUAUCCUACCUCCUAUGCUACUUCCCCUGCCCAACGCAACGUCUCGUCUAUCACUUUUGCUGGCACCGUGGUCGGUAUGCUCAUUUUCGGCUACACCUCCGACCACUACUCUCGCAAGUGGAGUCUGUUCGCCAGUACCGUCAUCUUGAUUCUCUUUGCCGCUCUUAGCGCAGGCAGUUAUGGAGCUGGCGGUAGUAGCUCUGGUCUCUUCGCUGCCUUGACUGCAUGGCGUUUCUUGCUGGGUAUUGGUAUUGGCGGUGAAUACCCAGCAGGAAGUGUGGGCUGUGCCGAAAGCACUGGAGAACUCAAAAGUGGAACCAGAAACAGAUGGUUCAUUCUGUUUACUAAUGUGCAGAUUGAUAUCGGUUUUGUGGUUUCCGCGUUGGUGCCUAUGAUUGUGGUUCUCUGUACUGGAGAAGACCACCUCCGCGCCGCCUGGCGCAUCUGCUUAGGUCUCGGUGUCAUUCCACCUCUGUCCCUCCUAUACCUCCGUCUCAAACUCAACGAACCUGAAGCCUACCGCCGCGAAACAAUGGCAAAAGCAAAAACACCAUGGCUCUUGGUUCUAAAGUUCUACUGGUGGCGACUAACCAUCGUCUCCUUAAUCUGGUUCAUCUACGACUUCUCAGGCUACUCCUUCUCCCUCUUCAGCUCGACCAUCAUCGACAACCUCCUCGGCGAAACCGCUCCCCUUUGGAAAUCAUUCGGCUGGACCACCCUAAUCUACCUCUUCUACCUCCCCGGCUGCAUCGGCGGCUCCUUCGUCAGCGACUGGCUAGGUCCCAAAUUGACCCUGGGCAUCGGCGUCCUGGCCCAAGGAAUCGUGGGCUUCAUCAUGGCAGGCGUAUACAGCUACCUCGCCCACCCUUCCAACGUCGCCGGCUUCGUAAUCGUCUACGGCGUCUUCCUCGCCCUGGGCGAAUUCGGCCCUGGCGACAACAUCGGCCUCAUCGCCUCCAAAUCCUGCGCUACCGCCGUCAGAGGCCAAUAUUACGGUAUCGCCGCCGCAAUCGGCAAAAUCGGUGCUUUUGUGGGUGAUCAGGUGCUCGCUAUUCUCUAUAAUCGCUACAAGGAUACAGACCCCAUCAAAGCGGGUCAGUAUCCGUUCUUUGUCAGUUCGGCGCUUUGUAUCUUGUCUGCGGGGAUUGCGUUUUUCUUGUUGCCGCAUAUUGGGCAGGAUACUAUUGAUGAGGAAGAUAGAAAGUUUAGAGCGUAUCUAGUGGAGAACGGGUAUGAUGUUACGCAGAUGGGCGUGCAGAGGGAGAGUGCUGAGCAUAUUGUUGGACAGGGUGAAGGUAGGGAGAAUAGUGAGGUUGUUGGAAGUGUGGCUAAGGCAUGA
Molecule: messenger RNA, 1572 nt
Organism: Aureobasidium namibiae CBS 147.97
Lineage: Eukaryota; Fungi; Ascomycota; Dothideomycetes; Dothideales; Saccotheciaceae
Product: putative MFS phospholipid transporter
Exons: 3
Coding region: 1-1572 (523 amino acids)
Biological process (GO): carboxylic acid transport; transmembrane transport
Cellular component (GO): plasma membrane
Molecular function (GO): carboxylic acid transmembrane transporter activity
Source: RefSeq, a predicted model, not a curated record